Molecule: messenger RNA, 2383 nt
Organism: Pangasianodon hypophthalmus (striped catfish)
Lineage: Eukaryota; Metazoa; Chordata; Actinopteri; Siluriformes; Pangasiidae
Gene: sdsl
Product: serine dehydratase-like
Exons: 8
Coding region: 534-1496 (320 amino acids)
Biological process (GO): L-threonine catabolic process; L-serine catabolic process
Molecular function (GO): L-serine ammonia-lyase activity; threonine deaminase activity; pyridoxal phosphate binding
Source: RefSeq, a predicted model, not a curated record
UUCGAAUCAACUGACUCAUUUUAAAUCAUAUAUAUAAAAGAAAAUAUGUAAAGAAAUAAACAUAAGUGGACCGAGUUUGACAUUUAUACUCAAAUUAGGAAUUUAAUCCAACUGAAAAAGGGCUUCUCUUGCUCUACAUUACACUUUAUGUAAUUACACAGAGAUUGGACUUUCCCUUCUGAGCAGAUAUCUGAUCGAAGACGCCGAUGAUGAUUAGAGUUCUUUGAUUAAAAAAAAUAAUAAUAAUAAAAAAAUCACUGACUGCAGCUUUAAUGUCAGAGUGUUAAUGGUGCGUCUCUCUUAUUGCUGAUCGUGCAUUUGCUGUGCUAUUCAGUAAGUCACUGAUAAACAACCUUUGGACCGUGAGAAAGCAGCCGUGAUUUUAAAUCUCUCUGCGAGCUGGAGGUUUAUAUUCUGAUCUCACUGCACCUGCUUGAAGCAGGAAGUGCAACAGGAUUUGCCAUUAAUUCUGUAGUGUGCAGUAGAGGGACUCUGUCUGUCUGUCUAUCAUCAUCAUCAUCAUCAUCAUCAUCAUGUCGGACAUGCAGGGAUUUCACAUUAACUCUCCUCUCACUGAGAGCAUUAACAUGUCCAAGCGCCUCGGCUCCCCCGUUUAUCUGAAGAUGGAAAGCUCCCAACCUUCAGGGUCGUUUAAAAUCAGAGGGAUCGGACACCUGAUCCAGCAGCUUGCAGGUUCAAAGUCAAAUGGUGUAGUCUGUUCUUCAGGUGGAAACGCGGGCUUGGCUACAGCGUACGCAGCACGCAAGCUCAACAUCCCGGCUACCAUCGUAGUGCCUUCAUCCUCACCGAAACUGGUGGUGGAGAAACUGCAGGAUCAUGGCACCAGUGUGCAAGUCGUGGGGAAGGUGUGGGAUGAAGCAAACGCAGAGGCUCUUCGUCUGGCUGAAAGCGAAAACCUCACCUUGGUGCCACCGUUUGACCAUCCCCUGAUCUGGAAAGGUCAUUCCAGUCUGGUCCACGAGCUGAAGGCGGCUCUGCCGUGUGAACCGGGCGCCGUGGUUCUGUCCAUCGGAGGCGGAGGACUUUUCUGCGGAGUCGUUCAGGGCCUGGAUGAAGUCGGCUGGGGUCACGUCCCGAUCCUCUGUAUGGAGACUGUGGGAGCGGAUUGUCUCAAUGCAGCCAUAAAAGCCGGACGUUUAGUCACUUUACCAGACAUUACGAGCGAGGCUAAAUGUUUAGGAGCGAAGACGGUGUGCAGUCAAGCGUUCGAAUACAGCAAAAGACCCAACGUCAUCUCUGAGCUAGUGACUGAUCGACAGGCUCUACAGGCAGUGGAGCUCUUUCUCGAUGAAGAGCGUGUGUUAGUGGAGUUAGCGUGUGCAGCGUCGCUAGCUGCAGUGUACAGCAGCGUGAUACAGCGGCUGCAGGACGAAGGUCGUCUGCGCAAACCGCUCGGCCCGCUGGUCAUCAUCGUGUGCGGAGGAAGUAGCAUUAACCUCGCUCAACUGCAGCACCUGCGCACCGUCUGCAAAUGAUCACAUGUCCUGUCACACGCUCCCAUACUAUACUUAAUUAAUAAAUAACCACACAAACUGCAGGACUACUUUUCCCAUGAUACUUCAGAGUCUCAGAAAUCACUGGAAAAAAAAAAAAAACAUUACAAAACUAUUAGGAAAUUCUCUCAUGGUUUCCAUCAGAAUCCUAAAGGUUUCCAUUAAAAAUGUUGAAAUGGAACAUGAACUCAGUUAAAGACACAAUACUACUCAAGUGGUUAAAGGCGUGGACACACUGUUGCUAAGCAACUGCUAAAAUGGCUGCUGUGCUCGACUUCCUAAUAGUUUAGCUAGCUAACAAAUUGCUGUUAAAAUGCUGUUAUACAGACACACUGACUCUGGAAACAAGACAAAACUAUCAAGAAAAUCAACAUUUACCUCAGAUAUGCUGGUUAUUUAUUAGGAAGAGACGCCAUUUGGCUAUAAACCACACUUUAGUUACACUUAGCAUCAAUUGCUAACCUAACUACCAGGGGUUCUGCUAUACCCAAUAUGUAGCUGUUAAAAUGCUGUUAUAAAUGCACAGUGAUGGUGGAAACAAGACAAAAGCAUCAAGAAUAUCACCAUUUACCUCAGUUGUGUUGGUUAAUUAUUAGGAAAAAAACUCCACGCAACUUCAAUUAAAUAUCUUUUAUUUUUAAUUCUCCAACACGGUCAGCAGAUGGCGCUGCUGCAGUACUAAUACUGUAAUACUAAUCCAAAUCAUUUAAAUAGUUUUUGUCCUUUUGGUUUAGUCAUCAGUUAUAACUGUUUUCAGCAUCACACUGUUAUGGACUGACUAAAACACAUCAAUUAAAUAAUUUUAAUUAACGAAUGAACAUGUCCAAUGUACCUAAUGUAAUCAAUGUUAAAUAAAAUGCUUAAUAUUA